Molecule: messenger RNA, 2175 nt
Organism: Colletotrichum lupini
Lineage: Eukaryota; Fungi; Ascomycota; Sordariomycetes; Glomerellales; Glomerellaceae
Exons: 12
Coding region: 1-2175 (724 amino acids)
Source: RefSeq, a predicted model, not a curated record
AUGGACAGAGAUAAGGCGGCGCCCAUCUCCCCUCCCAAAUGUCUCGUGCUUUAUCUUUCCGUCCCUCCAUCGACACCAUCACUUCCCUUCCCCCAUGCCAUUCCCAGCAACGACGACCCAGUCAUCAAUUAUCCUUCAAAGUUCCCAUCCGGCCACCAGGCUGUGACCAUCACCAAAGUCACCACGACCAAAGUUUGUGAGUCGGAGAGUCCUCCAUACCUAUUCUCCAUUGUCCACCUUUCUUCUUUUCACGCGGAAUGCAACGAAAACGGCCCUGGCGGCCUUUUUAGCCUCGCGCCUUCAAGCACACUUCCCUGCUACCAUUCAAAUCCCCGGUGGCCUCUACGGAGUGCUGAUGCUCCUGUGCUUCACCGUACCCUGGUCUCGUCUUUGAGCGAUAGAUCACUUGGUCACUUUCUUAUUGUUCACCCGACGUCUAUUUCUCUUACCACACUUUCUUACCUUUUGCGCCCUCUUGUCUACCUUACUAUCGACCGCCGCAUCGACGCGCGCCUCGUCGUUCGAUUCCUGGCGAGCCGCAAGGUAAUUCAUUCCUCCGUAAUUGGGUGGUCUCUGGCUUGGCUUUGUUCAACAACCGAUCCGACACUUACACCCCCCGCUCUCUCGCUCUCUCUCCUGCUCGUAUUGCAUUUGCAGCUGCCGCUUUGCACAUCUUUUCGUGUCGGUGAGGGCAAGGCAGGCACCAGGCUGCAGAAGAAGACUGCACUGCGUCGACAUGUCCUUGCCCAUGCUCUUGUCUCCAUCUUGAUCCCCAUACUCCAUCAAACCAAGGUUUGGACCAUUCUUUCUCGAUGUCUUUUUCGGCCGCUUGGUCCGUCAGUCGGACCAUUGAGACCAACGCCCGCCGGCCAGUCAGAUACUGCCGCGCCUCCUCUUCCAAUACACCCUCCUGCUUCUUCCCUCCACCGACCCGAGACUAGGCCGCCGGCGGUCAGGAACUUUGACCCUUCCUGGUUGGAGCCCCAUCCAAUCCUGACUGUGCUCCUCUCUCACGGCAGAUCCUGUGUCAAGCGGCGUUCUGUUUUAGAACCCAGGGAUAAGAACGAAGAUCCAAGAUCAAGGACGUCCUGGCUUAUCUCAUCCUUGCCGCCAUCGUCACUUGAGAGUCCACCGAUAUCGAUCCAUCAAAACCCCAUUCAUCCAACCCAUCCAAUCCCAAGUUUGGAUUACUUCCCAGUCCCGGGCCCCAAUUCCGGCCCUGCAUCCGCACCGCACCCCCCCAAAAAAGUACAACCACCAUUACAAUUCCAUCACCAAAAACGGGCGCAAAUCGUUCCGCCUUGGCCACUCCUGUCCUGCGGCGCACGCUACCUUAUCUUUGCCUUUCCCCAAAGAAACUUGAAGCCGCGACCGCACCGCGCCCCCUCGGACUUUCUACAUCCCACCCCAGAUCUUGACGAGGAACCACUCAAACUCAACACAUACCUAGAGAAGUACCUCUUCUCGAGUCUCUGGAACUUGGAACGCCUACCUUUUACAGAGUAUCCCGUUCCCAAUUCCCGUUGUCGCCUUAUCUUGUACCCCUCGCACGCACGCGACACAACGCGCCUCACUACUCGGACGGAUACCUAUCAGCCUCUUGCUAGCCUUGAAGCAUUCUGGGCCCCGUUCAUCUCACGCCAAACUUCGCAAUCGCUACCGGCCGUUGUCCGUCUGCUGGUGUACCUGAUCAUCUUUGCCCGCUGCCGCCUCCCAGGGUUCCAACAAGCCCGUCUUAUCUCAACCGGCCUCGGCGCACCGAAUUCAUCAAGAUCGAAUUACCGCUCACCAGCCAAUCUCAUUUGGCGGAUCCUGCAUUGGUGCUACGCACACAAUUCUCAAAUCUCACGUCAACUCGACCACAGAUAUUCUUAUUCCUCUGCCGUCGAUCUCGAGUGGCGGCCCAGACCUAGGACCAGCACCAGGAUCAAGCCAACGAGCGACAUUGCAUCACUUGCUUCGCAUCCCAUCCCAUCUGCUGCACGCCGUGGGGCUCCUUUGAACCAGCUUCCAUCCCGGGGAGUGUGUGCCAGCCUCUCCCGUCUGCUUCCUUGGCCUUUGACGAAGCCUAUCGUCCUAUCACCACAAGGGCCCCGGGACCCCGACUUGACGAACCGGGUCCGUCCGCCCGUCUGCUUCCCCUGCUUCGGCCCAGCCCUGCCUGUAUAUACAUAG